CGUUUCCCCCUUAUCCGAUUAAAAAUAAUCGACUAUAUAUUUUGAAACAUACAUUAACAAAUCAUAAAUAUCAAAUUAAUCGAUAAACAAGAUGCUAAUAAAAAUAUUAUUGACUUUUGGUGCAAUAAUUACAGCAAAUGCGAAACCGCCGGAAAUAGCAUCAGCAAAUAUUACAUCUUCGUGUGUAAUUACCGAGUACAACCAAGUAGAGAAUGUGGUGAAAGCUUGUACGAAUAUUGUUAUUCAAAACCUUGCAGUGCCCGCUAACAAAAAAUUGGUGAUAAAUCUUAGAGAAGGCAGUGUUUUGACUUUCAGAGGCACCACCAGCUUUGGCGUUGGAUCUUUGAACGAUUGGUUGUUGACCAUAUCUGGUACUAAUAUCCAUGUUAUAGGAGAGAAAGGUUCACUCAUUCACGGACACGGAGAACAGUAUUGGGAUGGCCAGGGCGGCGGUGGAGGUAGAAUAAAGCCCAAGUUGCUGCAAAUUUCACACGUGACCAAUGCCAAAUUCGAAAACAUCAAUUUGAAGAAUUGUCCUAUGUUCUGUACCGGCGUUACCAACGCUGAAGGUCUCACCAUCGACGGAUGGAGGGCUGAUUGCAGUGAAGGAGAUAAGGGUGGCGGUAGAAACACCGACGGUAUCGGCAUUUCUUGGUCCAACAACGUCAACAUAAAUGACGCCUUCAUUCACAACCAAGACCAAUGCUUGUACGUCAACCAAGGCACGAACAUGGUCUUCACGAAAAUUCAUUGCGUCAACUCCAACGGGAUUUGCGCAACUGCAGGUUUCAGCAAGACCUCUUACGAAGAAAACACCGUUAAAAACAUAAGCUUCCGCAAUUGCGUUAUGGAAGGCGGUCUAACAGGAGUGCAAAUUAUUGCAAUGUCUUCAGGAGGAAACGGAGAAAUAACCGACGUUUCAUUCCAUAACGUUGUAUUGAAAGGAGUUCGCCAGCAGGGAAUAUACAUCCAAAUGGAUUACGGGAACACAGGCCACGUCAAUAAUAACAUAGCCGUUAACAAUUUCCAAGUGAGUGAAAUUCACGGGACCGUCGAAAGGAAUGCAGAAGCUGUUCAUAUAAUUUGCGGCGCCAAAUGCAAUCAAUUGCGCUUCUCUGAUAUCAAAAUUACAGGCAGUAAAGUCAGAAAUCAAUGUAACGUCCAGCCAACCGGCUUCAAAUGUUUAUAAAAUUAACUUUUAUAAAACUUUUAUAAAAUUAAUAAUUAC
Molecule: messenger RNA, 1228 nt
Organism: Phyllotreta striolata
Lineage: Eukaryota; Metazoa; Arthropoda; Insecta; Coleoptera; Chrysomelidae
Source: the annotation of a GenBank genome assembly